CUUGAAGAGUCAAUGUUUCCAGACUUUCAAGUGAAACCUAGUGGUCCCUCUGUGACUUUAUUUGUGUUUCAUUUUGAGAAGGAUAGAGAUUAAAAAAGAAAAUGAAAAAUAUUUCAGAAACAAGUCAACAAAAGCAGAGGAAGAAUACUUUUUCUCUCAAAAUGGAAUGAAAUGCAGCAUUGUUUCAAAGCUUCUCCUGCAGGCAAUGUGUUAAAGGGACCAGGCUCUCAGAGACCAGAAUGAGGGACGGUUUAAAGAAUGGAAUUCCAAGCCCUGGGUAUGAAGAACUGUCUGAGAACAACGUAACUGUGGGAGGAAGAUAUCAAAACCGAAGUGACGAGACUGAUGAAACUGAUAUAAAUAAUCCAUCACCAUCCACACUUCCUAACAGCAGUUUUGAUAUGAUCUACAAAAUAGAAGAUGUUCCUCCUUGGUAUCUUUGCAUUUUGCUUGGAUUUCAGCACUACUUGACCUGCUUUAGUGGAACCAUAGCUGUACCCUUUCUGCUGGCUGAAUCACUCUGUGUUGGUAAAGAUCAGCAUACUGUCAGUCAGCUGAUUGGUACCAUCUUCACUUGUGUUGGAAUUACUACACUUAUUCAGACAACUUUUGGAUGCAGGCUUCCCUUAUUUCAAGCAAGUGCCCUAGCGUUUCUUGUUCCUGCCAGAGCUAUUCUUGCUCUAGACAAAUGGAAGUGUCCAACUGAAGAGGAGAUUUAUGGAAAUUGGACCUUGCCAUUCAACACAACUCACAUAUGGCAUCCAAGGAUAAGAGAAAUACAAGGUGCAAUUAUCACAUCCAGCCUGGCUGAAGUGCUGAUUGGUUUCUUGGGCCUUCCUGGUGCACUCUUGAGUUACAUAGGACCACUCACUGUUACCCCUACGGUCUCCCUGAUAGGAUUGUCUGUGUUCCAGGCAGCUGGAGAGAGAGCUGGGUCGCACUGGGGCAUUUCCAUGUUAACUAUUUUUUUGAUUAUACUCUUUGCCCAGUACCUGCGUGAUGUGAAUUUCAUAGUACCUGCUUUUAGACGUGGAAAGGGAUGUACAACAGCAAAGAUACAAGUUUUCAAAAUGUUUCCGAUUAUAAUGGCCAUCAUGGUUGUAUGGCUAAUUUGUUAUCUAUUAACUCUCACUGAUGUAUUUCCAAAAAAUCCUGAACAGUAUGGAUUCAAAGCACGAACAGAUGCUAGAGGUGAAAUAAUGUCAACAGCACCCUGGUUCCGUAUGCCAUAUCCUUGUCAAUGGGGUUUACCCACAAUCACAGCAGCGGGAGUGCUGGGAAUGUUCAGUGCAACGUUAGCAGGUAUUAUUGAAUCGAUAGGUGACUAUUAUGCCUGUGCUAGGUUAGCUGGAGCUCCACCUCCACCGAUCCAUGCCUUAAACAGAGGGAUCUUCACUGAAGGAGUAUCAUGUAUCAUUGCAGGAUUAUUUGGUACAGGAAACGGUUCUACAUCAUCCAGCCCAAACAUUGGGGUCCUUGGGAUUACAAAGGUUGGUAGCAGACGAGUGGUUCAGUAUGGUGCAAUAAUUAUGUUGGUCUUGGGGACUGUGGGAAAGUUCACCGCCCUGUUUGCCUCACUCCCAGAUCCCAUCCUUGGUGGCAUGUUUUGCACUUUAUUCGGAAUGAUCACAGCUGUUGGACUUUCCAACCUUCAGUUUGUAGAUAUGAAUUCCUCCCGCAAUCUCUUUAUUUUGGGAUUCUCCAUGUUUUUUGGCAUAACAUUACCAAGUUAUUUGGAUGAAAACCCAAAUGCCAUUGAUACAGGUAUUCCAGAAGUUAAUCAGGUUUUGACUGUCUUGUUGACAACAGAAAUGUUUGUUGGAGGUUGCCUUGCUUUCAUAUUAGAUAACACCAUUCCAGGUACAGAGAAGGAGCGUGGACUUAUACAAUGGAAAGAAGGAGCACUUGCAAACUCUGGCACAUGUGUAGAUGUGAAAACAUAUGACUUUCCAUUUGGAAUGACCCAAUUGAAGCAAGUUCAGUGUUUACGGUACAUCCCAAUUUGUCCAGUUUUUAAAGGGUAUUAUUCAAAGAAGAAGCACAAUCUUGACUUGACUGAAAGCAUGAAAGGAAAUAGUGACCACUUUGUUGUAUGCACCAGAGUAUAAUGGGACUUGGUAGGAAAUAUUACGCACCUUGAUAUGCUGGUCUUUUCACUGCAAACCCCACUGUGGCACUACCGGCAAAGCAGCCUUUGCAUCACUUACACAUUGUAAAUUUUCAAUUGACUCUUUGAUCAAAUGAAAAGUCGGUAAUUUUGCACAUUUGUUAAUUAAUAGCAUUUAAUUGAUUUAACUUAAAAGUGCAGAUUAAAACAUCUAGUUGUUUAAAUGAGAAUAGUGGAAUAUUACUAAGGUUUUGAAGUCUUAUGUUCUCUGUUAAGUACGUCAAAUAAAAAGCUACUUUUCUUAUUAGGCCACUGAAGAUUCAUAACAGCUGAUUUCAGAUAAAAAUGAAAUUAAGCCCUCUUUUCAUGUCAGAUUACUUUUUUGGAUUUUGGAUUGUUUUAUUAAAUUCAAUUUGUAUCAAGUCACUAAUUAUGGUUUGAAAGAUUUGACAGGCAUAUAUGACAGCUAUAUUUUCAUCAUGCUUAAGAAUUUUAUUACCAAAUAAUUUUAUGCAGUAGUAUGUCUAAGAAUGUUUUAAGAAAGAUGGCUUAAUUUGGUAAAAAUCAGGUAGUACAUCAGAUCAACAAAACUUACAGCCAUCUAUUUCAGAGACUUCUAUUCUUGAAUAAAAUAUUGUUAAGUAUUUGUAGAUUUAAAGAAUAUUUCUCCUUUUUUUUAAGAGUGUUGUCUGUGUUUCAGGAGUUCCCAAACUUUUUUAAUGCCGUGGACCAAGGUUGAGAACCCUUACAAGUCGCUCAUUAAAUAAAUUUUCAGUGCUUGUAUGUAUCACUGUAUUUAGAAGUGUUAAGUUGUACUUUCAGAAGUAAUUGGUUUUAUACUUCAGUUUAUAAUGUUCCCUUCCAAAUUGUUCUAUAUUGUUUGGAAAAACUUCCUGUUCUGUAAAUAUUUUAUUAAUGCUAGGGAUCAAAAAGUUUGCAUUUGAUGACACCAGACUGUGCAGUCACUGCAUUUGACCUAUUCUGCCAGUUGGAUAAACACAAAUCAUUUCCAGCAUAAUGGUAAUGAAAUAUUCUUCACUUUGCUGCUGGUUAUCUGCUUUAAGAAAGGCUGCAAUACUCAUUUUAUACCCUUACAUAAUUUUGUGCUUCAUUGCAAUGGGAGCUCUACAACACAAUUUGCAACUUUCAGCAGUAAGCAAGUGUUGGAAGUUUUUUUGAUAACCUUCCACAUUCAUCUUGCAUUCUGCCAAGAAUGUGGGUUUGGGAAUUUUACAAGAUUUACAGUAUAUUAGCUGUGAGUUUGGUAAGAGACCACAGAAGAGUCAGCAUCUUGCCAUUGAUUUGAUUGAUGCAAUAUGAAACAAGAUACAGGUUGAAUUUAUGUCAUUUAUGUAGAAAUUUGAGUGAUAAGAAUGGAAUUCGAUUAUGCAAUCUAAUAAACAUUUUUUCCUUCCUACACACAAAGCAUGCAAUUGACCCAGCUUUUUGACAUUUUCAUACAUAACUGCUGUAUGUUUUAAGGAUUCUGUAUUUGAGCUAGAGCUGAUUUUAUGUAUAAAUCACCAAUUCACUUGAUUUGGUUUAGCCUUAGAUUGUUUUGAUGUAUACUUCUGAAAGGUUGACAUCAGAUUUACAAAUCAUUUAAAAUAGAACUAAACAAUGUUCUGGCUGCUCUUUCUGGAUAACUACAUUCUUUUGAUGCAUCUCAUUACAGAUUAAGUUUAAUUGAUUAAGGUUAUUGUAAGGCCUUGUGUGUUCUAUUGUUUAUGUUUUAGAUUACUUGGACUGUCAAAUCAUGAUAUAUAGAAUGAACUUAAUAGUUGGUAUUCACAGUUCUUAAUGAUGUAACAUGCCAAACCAUUUAAACCAAUUUUAAUAUUUCUGAGAGCAAAUACAUUUUUUUUUCUUUUUUGUUGGUGAGCUAUCUAUCAACAGACUCUUGUGCUCAUGCUCACUCUGGCAGGCUGCAUAACCGGGGAAGUAGGUUUUUAAACGAUGCUGGGACAAGAGAUCAAACAAGGAAGCUGUAGUAAAUCAAAAACCAGAAACAAAGCUAGAGAUGAAGGAAUUAACACUGGUAAUGAUAAACAGCUUGUGCUGGGAAGGGACAGCAUAAAAAUCUAAGAAUGAGUUGGCAGGUAAAACAAGAGGUUAUAAAAAUGACAAAAAUCUCUUAAAGGAUACAUGGUGCUUCAAGACAGGAAAAUGGUAGCAGGUGGAGGAAUAACUCUUUUAAUUGAAGAUACUCCCUACACAAGAGGAGUGACCUAAAUUCAGGAAAUCAGAUGUAGACACAGCUUGGAGGAGGUGAUAAACAAAAGCAAGAAGUCACAUGAGAGAAGAGUAAUGUUCCCUUAACAAUAACUAUCCUACAGUUUGAGCAUAAAGGAAGGAAUAAUGGGAGCUUGUCUGGAAAGUAUGUUGAUAACUGUAGGAGUUUUAAGCUACAUAUAGUUAAAAAUAUAUUGGCCAAGGACAGCCUAAGUGAGGAGUUUAUAAAGUGUUUCUUGGAACUGCACUUCCUGGAGACAACAGAGAGUGCUAUAUUGCAGAACACAAUGUACUAGAAUUAAUUGAAGACCUUCCAGUGAAGUUACCCCUAGAUAGCAGCAAUCACAAUAGCAAUGAAUUUUUGCUUUCAGUUUCAGGGAGAGAAGAGUGGAUCUAAGUGAAAUAUUUUAAACUCUUUAGGUAGCUUUGAGAUUGUGAAAGCUAAAGUAAAAUGGCACACUUAGGUUAAGGGGCUGAUCAAUCAACAUAGAGUUACAUUUUUCAGAAUACACAGAAAAAAUACACUUGAAUGAGAGAAAUUCUGGGAUGAUGACGGAGGCAGAAACCGAUUAGCUAUAUAAAAUAAAACUGAUGUAAAACUGAAAGGACCAUAUGAAUGCAGAUGGCAUGCCGGCAGAUAAGACAGAGCUCUUUAUUUAUAAAACACAAAGAUGAUUGAUUGGAGGAUAAGCUAAAAUAUAAAUUAUGAAUCAAAGCUAGCCAAAAGCAGUAAAAUAUUUUGUCAAAUUAUGAAGGGAUAAUCAGGAAAAUUAGUCAAAGUACAAAUUGCUGGACCCCUGGCUGGCAAAUCUUUGGGUCCUGAUGGACAUGAAACUUGGGUCUUAAGUAGCUGGUGAGUUACCUGGUACAUUGUUUUUAAUUUUUUUCAAUUCCCUUAAUUGGAAGAAGUUGGAAAAGGCAAGUGUUGGUAUUCAAAAAUUAUGUAGGACCUGCUGUUCCCCUUAGUGUAACUUCUUUCACAGGAAGUGCUAGAAGUUCUUAAGGAUGUCAUGGAGGGCACAGAAAUGUCCAGGGUAAACUGGUAAAGGCAAUAUAGUGGAUUCAGAUUAAUUAGGACACAUCAGGACCAAUACAUUUUGGCCCAAUUAAGCAGCUACCCCAAAUGGCCGAAGUUUCAUGGAAAGACAUUCAAAUUCUUCGUAACUUCUAACUUGUUAAAAUAGUAAAAUCACUUCAUGUUUGUGCCUGGCCUCUUCUGGCAUCUCCACACAUGAAUGCUUAAAACUGUGGUGAGCAAACCAGUUCUGAGUUGUCUUCCUGCUAAUUUCUCACUAACUCAGUUUCAUAAAUGAUUAGCACAUGCAACCGACACUGUUUAAAAACUGAGCCCUCUGAACACGGUAUAGUGUCUAAUGGCAAUAGAAGUACAUGCAACUGACGUUAGUUAGAAACUAUUCACACCAAUCUCCUGUCCCAAGUAAGUGGCAAUGUGUCCCAAAUAACUGAAGGAAAUCCUGGCCAUUUUCUCAAUUUAGCUUUUGUUCUUUAAGAGAUGUCCCAAAUAAGCAACAGUUGUAAUUAACUGAUGGCCCAAUAAACCAACAUCUACUGUACAGUUUGCCAAAGAGAAAUCAUUUUUGAUCAAUGUACUGGAAUUCUUUUGAAAUAAUUCAAGAUUGUUUAAUAUCAUCCCCCAUACACAAGUGUAAGGAGAACCUAAUAGCCAUUCUAGAUCUGAUGCAGCACAAAAAAGGAACAAAAGAUAAGGAAUACAAUAAUAAUAUAAACACACAAUAAAUAUAAAUACAUAAGAUAGACAUUGAUUCUAUGUCUAUAAGAGAUGGGAAAUAAUACAGUAAUGUUGGAGUUAGUGGGAGGAGGUGUUGAUCAGCCUUUCUGCUUGAGGAGAGUAACUGUUUCUGAGUCUGGUGGUUCUAGCUGGAGGCGAUGUAGCCACCUCCCCAAUGGAACCGGGACAACAGUCCAUGAGGAGGUGAUAUGCUGGUUGACGUAUGCCAUUCAGGUACUUCUUAUAUAUAAACCAAAAUGAAAUAUGUAAACAGUAAAUGCUUAACCAUAUAUGUUUACAAUAUUACUCAAAUACUACUGAAAAUUGAGUACACUACACUUCUCACUGCUUUGCUAUAAACUCCAACUCAAUACAGAAGGCAACUCAAUUCAAAUAUGUGACAUUUUGCCCUUUAGUUCUCUUAUAUGCACCAUAUACUAUUUAAUACAACUACCUUAUAGGCAUGCACAACAUAAUAAAUUUUUCAUUGUCCCUGUGGAGGAUUUCUUACUGUUUUGUGAUAACAUUUUUCCUGAGGGGUGGUGGUGGUUACUACUAGAGUGAGUUUUUUGGGUAGAUGAUUUGUUUACACUUAAAUAGCUUUGGCCACCAGACUUCUAUUUGAUAAAGUACUGUGGAUUGAGUCCACAACAAUGCGCUUCCUAAAAAGGUGUGAAUUCCAGGUGCUUCUGGCACCGUAGUUUGACCUGAUGCUUAAGUUCCGAAGACAGUAUUAUCUAUACAUUAUAAAUACUAAUUGUCUUCUAUGUUAGCACGUAAAAUGCCAAAUAACUGUAUUGUGGAUUUAACUUGCAUUCCAGACAUGUUGGCAUUGGAAGGAAAAGGAUGAAUUCAGAAGGUGUGAUGUUUGUAUGUAGCUUCAAAAGGAAGCAUUGUCUAUAACUUUUUAAGUAGCCAUUGCCUUUGUGUUUAGCAUAUAAAUAUCGAGCCCACAUUGGGCUAGCAGACCUUUCUACUGAAAGUGUCUCCGUCCUUAUGAUGCCUGCUGUAGCUUGUUGUGUCGAAUAAAGAAGCUGCUUUGUAUCU
Messenger RNA from Mobula hypostoma (lesser devil ray), 7136 nucleotides. It is a transcript of the gene slc23a1, whose product is annotated as solute carrier family 23 member 1. NCBI's taxonomy places the organism in Eukaryota, Metazoa, Chordata, Chondrichthyes, Myliobatiformes, Myliobatidae. Gene Ontology annotation, cellular component: membrane. Gene Ontology annotation, molecular function: transmembrane transporter activity. Gene Ontology annotation, biological process: transmembrane transport. The transcript is spliced from 16 exons. The coding region runs from base 240 to 2108 and encodes 622 amino acids. The record is from RefSeq and is a predicted model, not a curated record.